This is a messenger RNA of Esox lucius (northern pike), 3703 nucleotides long. RefSeq names its product niban apoptosis regulator 1b (gene niban1b). NCBI's taxonomy places the organism in Eukaryota, Metazoa, Chordata, Actinopteri, Esociformes, Esocidae. The coding region runs from base 98 to 3283 and encodes 1061 amino acids. The transcript is spliced from 14 exons. The record is from RefSeq and is a predicted model, not a curated record.
GACGAGACGAAAUACAAGUUACUCAUCUAUUGGUAUCCUAUAGCAACCUACCGUGUUCUGAUCUGGACGGAUAUAUAAAGUUAUUCACUUAUUCAUUAUGGGAGCAUCUUCCUCCAGUCUCCUGGAUGAGACUAAGUCCAACUACAUCCGAGGUUGUGCGGAGUCUGAGCUGAACAACUUCGGUCCACAUUACAAACGUCAGUACUCCCUAGCAUUCUGCUCUCAGCUCCAGAACGAAGUGGAGCAACACAAAGAGGGACACACUCAGCUCCUCAAACAGAGGGACCCCGCCAGGCCAGAGGAGGUGCUGUAUCAGGACUGUGUUCCAUACUAUGAUGAAAACAAGAAGUGGAAGGAGAGGUUUGUGGUGGUCAGAGCCAAUCACAGCUUGGAAUGCCAUGACAGCCAGGAGAGCUUCACUAAAGGAGUUCCGGCUCGGCUGAAGAUCCAAUUGACAGGUGGCAUAGUGGUGACAUCAGAGGAGAAGUACACAGCUCUGGUGGACAAAGCAUUCCCAGAUCCUAACGGUGUGAAGGAGGAGGUAUCAACCCCCCUGGUAGUGGUGCCUACUGGUCAGUUCCCUGUCUACCUCCAGCUGCCCUACAGACGUGACGCCUACUUCAGUUUUCUCCAGGAGGACCGCCGAGCUGCCUUCAUUUCGGCCCUCAAAGGUUGCAUCAGGCACCAGAACCAUGACUGUCUGAGGAGGCCAUUUUGUGAGUCUCAGGCUUUUCUGAAGGCAAUCCAUUUCUACCGGCAGGAGAAAGGACACUAUGAGUCCUGGAGUAUGCUAAUUGGCUGUGAGGAGCAGGUGUUAGCCAACCUGGUGAUGGAGGAGCUGUUACCCUCUUUACAGGCAGAGCUGAUACCCAGACUGAAGGGGAAGAAGCCAGAGAAGAAGAGAGUCUGGUUCACUACCCUGGAGGCAGCUUAUAACCUGGUUCAGGAUCAGCUGAAGGAAGGUCUAGCGAUCCUGAAGGAGCAAUGCAAAGAGACAGCCAGGUCUCAGGAAGCUUUGAUCCGCUCUGACAUGGACCAGAUUGCCAGCUGUAAAGCCUUCUUACAGACCAAGCUACAAGGCUCAGUCAGUGAUCAAGCAGUAAAGUUCUGCAGUGAGAGUGUUUGUCCCUACCUGGCGUCCAUCUUGGAAGAGCUGAUGUCUCCAGUGACAGGAGGCUUCCAGGGUGUCCGGACACUUCUAGAAGGGGAAAUAAAUGCUCUUUGUCAGAGCUUCCCAGAGGGGGGUGGUCAGGAAGGACUCAACCAGGCCCUGGGCCUCAUGCGUCAGGCCAGUCUUGAAGUGAGUUACCAGGAGGUGGAGGCCCUGAUAGAACGGCUUCAGGAGCUUAGACAACGCUUCAAGUUCUCCAACUUUGUCCGCCUGGUUCAAAGCAUUCAGAUAGACAUGCAACGGUUGAUGGACAAUGCUGUGUACACCUUUGAGGUGCUCCUCCAGUCCUCUCUGAAAGACAACCCGGCCAAGCUGACUUCUGCCAUGGAAAAAGCCAAGCUCAGGGUCCUCAAACAAUUUGACUAUGACAGCAGCACGGUGAGGAAGAGGAUCUUCCAGGAGGCCUUGGUUGACAUCACACUACCAGCCAUCAAAAGGAACCUGGCUCCCACAUGUAAACCAGACCUUCAGAAAUUAGACCAGUAUAUUUUUGCUGACUACACCAACUUCAUCCAAGUGGAGAAUGUUUAUGAAGACAUUCUACUGAACAUUCUGACCAAUGAGGUCAACAAAGUGGUGCAGGAAGCAGCCAGUCUGAGGAAGAACAAUCUGAUGGUUGACAGCACUGACCUGCAGAGUAUCAGUCAAAGCAGCCUGAUUGACAGCCGGACUCUACCUCUCUCCACCCCCUCCAGCCCAGCCAUCUCGGCCGAUGGUGGGCUGAGCCGGUUGGCAGAGCAGGCGCCUUCUCCGCUGUUGGAGAACGGGAGGGUCCAGGAGGACCCAAGGCUUUCUCCUCCUAACCCUGGAAGGGUGGAGUGGGGAACAUUGACCCCAGAUAUGUCAGCCCAUGCUGUCCCAGUUGUCAUAACAAAACAGAGUGAAACUUCCGUCCCAGCUCCUGGCCCAGGUUUAGACCCAGUCCAGACCCCAGUCCCAGUUUCUGACCCAUGUUUAGACCCAAUCAAGACCCCAGUCCCAGCUUCUGACCCAGGUUUAGACCCAGUCCAGACCCCAGUCCCAGCUCCUGACCCAGGUUUAGACCCAGUCCAGACCCCAGUCCCAGCUCCUGACCCAGGUUUAGACCCAGUCCAGACCCCAGUCCCAGUCUCAGCUCCAAUAGUUAUUUGUACAACAGAUGUCCCUGUGCCAUCCUCUGAAGCAGAUGUCCCUGUGCCAUCCUCUGAAGCAGAUGUCCCUGUGCCAUCCUCUGAAGCAGAUGUCCCUGUGCCAUCCUCUGAAGCAGAUGUCCCUGUGCCAUCCUCUGAAGUAGAUGUCCCUGUGCCAUCCUCUGAAGCAGAUGUCCCUGUGCCAUCCUCUGAAGCAGAUGUCCCUGUGCCAUCCUCUGAAGCAAUUGUCCCUGUGCCAUCCUCUGAAGCAGAUGUCCCUGUGCCAGGUGGAACUGAAGGGAAACCAGACACGGUCACAGACUCUAGUGGUGUAGAUGCCCCUGUAAACACGCUGCCCUCUAGUGGUGUAGAUGCCCCUGUAAACACGCUGCCCUCUAGUGGUGUAGAUGCCCCUGUAAACACGCUGCCCUCUAGUGGUGUAGUGGACCGAGCGGUCUACCUGAUACUGCCGACAGGGCUAAAAGAGGGGGAACCUGUACAUCUCACUGAGGAUGAGGAAAAUGAUGAGGAGGAAGAAUGUCUUGGUACAGUGACAGGGGACACAGAAGAACAUCAUAUAUCUAAAGCCAUAGAAACUGUAGACAGUGGUUCAUUCCACUCUGACACCCCCCCAGAGAUGGAAUCUAGUGGUUUGGCCCAAACGUCCUCAUUUACUGAAGCCAGAGACACUGAGGCAGCCUCCCAGACUGGGACUGCCCGCUCCACUGGAUCAGACACACAUCCUGGAGGCAGUGAGGACAGAGAGGCAGUUCCAUCUGUUUCUGGAGUUACUGGUACCGAGAGCCAGGAUGUCCUGCCUGUAUGUAUUACCUCGGCCUCACCACCAGAGGGCGAGGAAGAGGAGGAGGAGGAGGAAGAAGCAGUUCCUCUAGACAGUGUGAAGGCUAUCAGGGAUCUGGUGGUGGAGGUGAUUGAGGUGGAGGAGCUGGUUCAGAGGUGUCCAUCUGCCCACAGCAACUCAUCACUGGGAUCAGGAAGUUAACUUCAGCCAUCUCAGAAUACUACGGUAGUCCCAGGUGCUGGGUACGAGAGUAAGAUGGUGGCUUUAAUUCAAUAUCCCUCCUCUCCAUCUUCCCCUCUUCUCUCCUCCUCUGAGGAACACAUCGACUGGACGGGAAAUUAGGAAAAGGAUCAAAUAACCUGACCUUUAACCUCUGAAGGGUAGCGUAAAUAAAACAGACGGUUAUUGUUGAAACAUAUAUUAAUAUAACUCAACUUUUACUUAAAUAAUGUUUAUGUUGAGCGACUUUACAACUAUAUAUAAUUUUUUCAGCCUUUAAAUAAAGUUUUUUAAAUAAAGUUUUUUUAAAAUAAUUUUACUGUGAUUGCAUAGCUACUGCAUUGUAACCAAAGAGCAGCAUUGCAAGCUUUUCCAUUUUUAUAAUAAAAUAUAAAGACAGAA